Messenger RNA from Didymella exigua CBS 183.55, 943 nucleotides. RefSeq lists its product as uncharacterized. The record is from RefSeq and is a predicted model, not a curated record. Bases 152 to 454 code for a protein of 100 amino acids. Lineage: Eukaryota; Fungi; Ascomycota; Dothideomycetes; Pleosporales; Didymellaceae. The transcript is spliced from 3 exons.
AUGGAGCUGAAGUCCCUAAUAGCAAGUGGUUUUCUGCAGAGACGGCGCGCAAUUUGAUCCUCACAGAUCCCCACUUACAAGAACAACCCCCGCUCAGCGCCACUUAUUAGCAAUCUGCUACCAAACUUUGACCGUCCAGUCAUACCCAAACAUGGCAUCCAACGGCUCAGAGAGCUAUGUCCAGAAGCUUCAGCAUUAUUGCGCCACAAACCAGAUUGCACAACCUCAGUUCCAGGACUACUCUGACCCUCGAGGUGUAAGGACAGCUUGGUCCAGCAGUGUCCUCGUCAACGGUCGCGAGUAUCGAGCCCACCUGUGGCGAGACUAUCGAUACCUUGAGCAGUCGCGUGAGGAGGCCGCUGAAGCUGCUUGGAAGGCGAUCAAUGCUUCUCAAGGUACUUCAACAUCUCAAGCACCAUACGCAUACUCUCGUGGCUACACUACGGCUCGAUAGCCUGCCCAUAAACCAUGCAGUGGACCUGCUCAGCGCGGAAUGCACUAGAGCGCCCCCUGAUCUCUACGAACCGCACUCUCUCCUAGUCCUGCUGCGGUUUCAACGAAGACUAUGCACACCCUACGUCAGACACACGAAGUCCCACGCUCAUCAGGUUGCGUAGACCGACCGAACCAUAUACAACUCCACAUAUACAUACCCAGAAGAAGGAUCCCAGGUUCCCUCAGACGGAUGAUACACGACGCUAGGCUCAUGACCGACCAGACUGUGUUUGGUUUUCGUCGAAGUUUUCUAUCCGUACCAUUCGCGCUAUCGCCAUCAAGCAACGCAAUUUGAGUGGAGGUUUGGAGCAUCUCCUUUGUGUGCGACAUGGGUUAUGGGCGUACCCUCAUCAUCUCAGAAGUCAAAGUGACCCGAAAGUGUAUGUUAGAUAUCAUUAGUCUUCUACAAUUCAACUAUGAGGGUCCGACAUCAACAAACAUCUUCGGC